CGAGAGCAAAGAAAUCAAUUGGUUUACACUAGCUCGUGAAAAAGAUAUUGGAUAUUGGAUUGAAUGAGGUCGCUGAAAACAUUCACAUAUAAAAUACCCGCUUCAAACAAUUUUUACCUUUUGUUUUCGUCAGAAUGUUGAGGCCUAGCCGUGCUCUGAUUUGUUUUCUAGUUCUAAUCGUCGCUAUUCUGAUCUCAUCAUUUAUUAAACCCAUUGACCACUGUAAGUGAUUCGGUGUUAUCAUGCAAUCCAUUUGUCUACGGACCAUUUUUUCGCAAAGUUUUCUAACAAUAACUAACAACCCUCGUGGUUUUUUUGUCAAAAAUGGCAGCGUUGUCUUAUCUAGGUGGUUUAAUUCGGAGAAAUCUGUAGACAUAGAUGUGAAGAGUCUUCAGAAGAUGAUGAAAUCUAACGACGUUAAAUUGAUAGAUGUCCGAGAACCUGAUGAGUUGGUCAAAGACGGAAAGAUUCCUAAUUCUAUUAAUAUACCGCUCGGUGAAGUUGAGGAUGCCUUCAAACUCGACGAGAAAAGCUUCCUAGAGAAGUACAAGAUUAAGAAACCAAAUGUUGCAGACGAAAAUUUGGUUUUUAGUUGUAGAAGUGGCUUCAGAAGUCAGCAAGCCCAAAAAAUCGCACAGAGUUUGGGUUACAAAAAUCCUCUAAAUCUUCUUGGUGGAUACAAGGCAUGGGCCGAAGAAAAUGGAGCAUAGCAUAUAUUUUUCACUCAUUUUUCCGUACGAAAUGCCAAAUAUGUGCCACUAUACAGCAGUGAAAUUGCUGUAUACAUUUGUGAUUUAAAAUUGAAGCUCUUUGUCAUUAUUUUUAGUCAACAAACAUUGAAUAGAAGGGGAGUGAAACAUUUGUAUUCUGGAAAAUACCAAUUUUAUCUAUUGUAAUUGGUGUUUGCUUUAUAGUUUGCUACUUAUUAAUUACUUUUGGAAGAUCUGAAAAUGUGUCUGACACAUUUGACUAUGCUUUUACAGAAUGUUAUUUUUGCAGAAUAUACUAAUAAGAUUAAUAAAUUCGAAACUCAGAAAUAAGAUU
This is a messenger RNA of Schistosoma turkestanicum, 1044 nucleotides long. The record is from the annotation of a GenBank genome assembly. Lineage: Eukaryota; Metazoa; Platyhelminthes; Trematoda; Strigeidida; Schistosomatidae.